ACACUCCCCAUCAAACAGCACAUUUGGGAUCCAAGCAUGCACCAACAGCAACUAGAUUUCCGAUUAUCCUCCCCCAAAGUCACCGCAGGCGCAGCAGCAGCAGCAGGCUUCCCCCGUCCGAGACUGUACGGAGAUUCCACCGAGUGAUGCCACUGACUGCUGCAGCAAGAAAUACACCAAGCUACCGCACAUACUCUCGUCGCCUGCCGGAGGACCCGACACCACAGUCUCGGCCCCUGACAGAAGAGAGAGCCCCCUCCCCGCCCCCCUCGGCUCCGCUCCCGUCCUGACUCCAGGAUGUCCGACAGCAUCGCAAGUCCCGCCGAUCGGUUGAUCAAAUCGGUCCCCUUCCCCCUGGCCCACCGGCUUACCAUGAAAGAGGUCUUUGACACCGAGGGCCGGCCGCGGGUGGACCUGCUCAAAGCUCACCUCACAAAGGAGGGCCGUCUAGAGGAGGCCGUGGCACUGCGCAUCAUCGAUGAGGGCGCUGCCAUCCUGCGUCAAGAGCGCACAAUGUUGGAUAUUGAGGCGCCAGUCACAGUGUGUGGAGACAUUCACGGCCAGUUCUUCGACCUGAUGAAGUUGUUUGAAGUGGGAGGUUCUCCUGCCAAUACACGCUACCUCUUCCUGGGGGACUAUGUGGACAGAGGCUACUUUAGUAUUGAGUGUGUGUUGUACCUGUGGUCACUGAAAAUCCUCUACCCAAAGACACUCUUUCUUCUACGGGGAAACCAUGAAUGUAGACAUCUGACGGAAUAUUUUACCUUCAAACAAGAAUGUAAGAUCAAGUACUCAGAGCAGGUGUAUGAUUCCUGCAUGGAGGCGUUUGAUUGCUUACCCCUGGCAGCCCUGAUGAACCAGCAGUUCUUGUGUGUGCAUGGGGGGCUCUCACCGGAGAUACACACACUCGACGACAUAAAGAAGUUGGACCGGUUUAAGGAGCCCCCAGCGUUUGGGCCCAUGUGUGACCUGCUGUGGGCUGACCCCCUGGAAGACUUUGGCAAUGAGAAGACCCAGGAGUACUUUGGCCAUAACACAGUCAGAGGCUGCUCCUAUUUCUACAGUUACCCAGCAGUGUGCGAGUUCCUACAGACCAACAACCUGCUGUCAGUCAUCAGAGCGCACGAAGCACAGGAUGCUGGGUAUCGUAUGUACAGGAAGAGUCAGACUACAGGGUUUCCCUCGCUCAUCACAAUCUUCUCUGCUCCAAACUACCUGGAUGUCUACAACAACAAAGCGGCUGUGCUUAAGUAUGAGAACAAUGUGAUGAACAUCCGCCAGUUCAACUGCUCUCCUCAUCCCUAUUGGCUGCCUAACUUCAUGGAUGUCUUCACAUGGUCGUUGCCUUUUGUGGGAGAAAAGGUGACUGAGAUGCUGGUCAACGUCCUCAGUAUCUGCUCUGACGACGAACUCAUGAAUGAUGGAGAGGAGAUCUACGACGCCAGCGCAGCAGCAGCGAGGAAAGAGGUGAUCAAGAACAAGAUUCGAGCCAUUGGAAAGAUGGCUAAAAUGUUCUCUGUGUUACGGGAGGAGAGUGAGAAUGUGUUGACCCUGAAGGGACUGACCCCAACAGGAAUGUUGCCAAGUGGAGUGCUGUCUGGGGGUAAACAGACCUUGCAGAGCGCUACCAUUGAGGCCAUUGAAGCCAUCGAGACAGUUAAGGACGCUGAAGCCAUCAGAGGCUUCUCCCCGCAGCAUCGGAUCAGCAGCUUCGAAGAGGCCAAAGGUCUGGAUCGGAUCAACGAGAGGAUGCCUCCGCGACGCGACGCCGUCAACAGCGUGGGCCUGUCUAUGGGUCGCAUGAACAUGGGAGAGCCAAAUGGGACCGACAGCAACAGCAAUAUACAGUGAUGGACAUACACCCCCAUGAUGCCCAGACACAUACCUGCAGUUAAAACUCUGAUAUGGUACCAUAUUUAUAGGUUCCUGUACAUAAGCAUAUAUACCCGAUGAAAAUGGAUCACACAUGAACACACACACAAACAGUAUUUCAUACACUGAGGCUGGAGACAGCAUCACAAACACACACAUUCAAUCACACACAUUCAAUUACACACACACACACACACACACACACACACACACACACACACACACACACACACACACACACACACACACACACACACAGUUAACUAUCCCUCUCCCGUUGCCCUCAGCUUUCUGUAAAGGCAUGAGCGUACCUGGACUUUCCCACCAAAGGCUGACUCUCUUCACUGAACUGAUAAGCCGUAUUUAAAGAACCACAACUCCAAUGUUCCUGCACAGCAAACAGGAAGGAAGCAACAAAAAACCCUUCCCAUGUUCGUGCUGUUCACCACCUGUGUUGGGAAUCACCAAGUGGGUCGACAGUGUCAGCAUGACGUGGCUGUUUUGGUGGUGUGUCGUGUCGGACGGGGUCAUGUGUUUGCAAGUGGGUGGGGUGGAUUUGGUGAUAAUGAUUUGGACUUUAGUAUUAUGUAUGCCUCUUUUUACUGUUUGCAUCCCAAAACAGGAAGUGAAACUAAACUUGUGAUUGGUUGAUUUUAUAGGGUUGUGGAUAUACCUGCCUGUGUGCGUGCACAUGCUUCAAGAUGUAAAUGUCCAUGCAGUUAUAUUGGAAAAUGUGUUUUUGUUUGCAAACACAAGCGGAGCUCGCCAUCGGCCGGGCAACAGCAAGAGAACUUUUGAUGUGUGCCGUGGCAUGGUGGUUUAUCUGUUGCCAAGGGAGAUGUGGGGAUAAUCUCAGCUGCUGUCUAAUCUGAGCCCUCGCUGCCCCCUUCUUCUUAGCAGAAGAUACUUGUUUGCUUUUGUAGCACUACACUGUAUACCCAUCCUCCACUUGAGGUCAGGUGAAGGAUUCCCCCCAACAAACCUCUGGCUCCAGGGCGGUUAGCUCUCGGGGGGGAAAAGCUUGAAACUGGGCCAAGAUCUGAUUUGAAGUGUUUCUCCCAGCCUGAGUGUGUACAUAGGUAAAAUAGAGAGGUUUUAUUGCACAUCUGAGGCUUAUGGUCACAUGAUGCAAGAUGCAGUAUAUGAAAAGUAGGAUGCUUAAGGUAUGGGAGGGAGCUGGGGCGAGUUGAAAUGUGAAGUCAUACUCUAUUCAAUCUCUUUCUACAUCCUUCUUUCUUCCUGUGUGGCUGUCGCUACGGCACAGCAGAGACGACCAGGGAUCUCUGGCCUAAAAAUGAAGGAAAUUAUAUCAGAGAGGAAACGAGCUCUUCUGGUUAAGGCAGCUGUCAUGGCAGCAGGGACGAGGAGGAAGAGAAGGUCUUUGUAAAGCAUUUAUAUUAUCGCAUCAGUGCAUGCAGAGUUAAGUUCUUUGAUAAUAAUGUGAAGAUUAUAUUUGUGCUCUGUGUUUCACUAUGGUAGGACAUUUUUGUUCUUUUUUUUGUUUUUCUGGCUUAUAUCAAUUAACUGAGGAAUAAUUCAUUAUUUAUUUUGUACAUAACAUUAAUUUAUUUCUUUUUUUUUAAAUUCAUUUUGUCUUAUAUAUUUUUUUCACAACCUUUGUUUCUUGCUGUACAGAAUGACAGUACUCUUCAAAUCAGAGUGCCCAGUCCACAUUCGCUCCUCUCUCUCUCUCUCUCUCUCUCUCUUAUUUGUCGAUGUACAGAAGUUGUUUUUAACGAUAAAUAUGAACAAUGCUAAACAAUAAUGAAGCUAGCAUUGAUGAAUGACCAUACUAUAUACAGAGGCACAGGCGUUCAGGCAGCCAAAAGCAUGAUUGCAUGGUUAGAAUUUGCGCUGUUCAAAGCAAAAAAAAGCAGCGAGACAUUUUAACAGAAGAGCUGGUGUGUUGCUGUCACAAUUUAAAGGAAACAAGUGUACUCUCUCUCUGAUCAUAAUUCUUGAUGAUUCCUCUCGUUCUUUUGAUGAUAUUUAUGAUUCUAUGGUUAUUAUGAUUCUAUUUAUUAUGGACAUUAUUCUUAAUAUUUAAGCUCUCUCUCUCUCUCUCUCUCUCUCUCUCUCUCUCUUCAUGUUAUUUUGCUCUUUGGUUGAUCUUGUUGUGCUUCUUUGGGAGAGGUGAACCCCCCUGGGAGACCCUGUGCCAUAGACAUUGUGCCACGGUUUCUUACUUUCUUUCUCUUUUUUCUCAUUCUCUCUUUCUCUCUCUCUGUUUUGACUCCCCAGUCACUAACACUGUAAGCAUGCCCCCAUGCGACGAUCCACUUUUUUACUCUUGAAUAAAAUAUGCAUGAACCUUU
This is a messenger RNA of Labrus mixtus (cuckoo wrasse), 4187 nucleotides long. RefSeq names its product protein phosphatase 3, catalytic subunit, beta isozyme (gene ppp3cb). Gene Ontology annotation, cellular component: cytosol; cytoplasm; calcineurin complex. NCBI's taxonomy places the organism in Eukaryota, Metazoa, Chordata, Actinopteri, Labriformes, Labridae. The coding region runs from base 298 to 1851 and encodes 517 amino acids. Gene Ontology annotation, molecular function: calmodulin binding; calmodulin-dependent protein phosphatase activity. Gene Ontology annotation, biological process: calcineurin-NFAT signaling cascade. The record is from RefSeq and is a predicted model, not a curated record. The transcript is spliced from 14 exons.